Molecule: messenger RNA, 3183 nt
Organism: Salvia splendens (bonfire salvia)
Lineage: Eukaryota; Viridiplantae; Streptophyta; Magnoliopsida; Lamiales; Lamiaceae
Product: protein FAR1-RELATED SEQUENCE 11
Exons: 3
Coding region: 890-2929 (679 amino acids)
Biological process (GO): regulation of DNA-templated transcription
Molecular function (GO): zinc ion binding
Source: RefSeq, a predicted model, not a curated record
CAUCCCUGCGCACAUUAGGGUUUCUGUCCUCGCUUUAACUUUCCUUCUCUUCUUCAUCUUUCCCAGUCGAUUAAUCCUUAGCUCACUUUCGAUUUCAGUUCUAAUUAUGUUCUCAUAGUCCGGUUGGAUUUUUAUACGUACAUGUAUACGUAUCAGUAUACAAUAUAUCACAUGGAGAUCGAUUGGUGCCACGAUUAAUCUCAAAGACUGGUGCCUUGAUUUUUCGCUGUUUUUCUUAUCGAUUUCUCCUUGGAGUUUGUUUUGGAUUUAUGCUAAAUUCAGAUACAUUUCGAAACUUAGAGGCUUUGCUUCUAUGGUUACUCGUUUUGAAUUUUAUUGAAAAGCUAGAUGUUGCAGUGCGAUUCAUGUAAAAUGCCAUUGCCACAAGUUGCUAUUCGGAUUUUGAUUGUUGUAUUGCUGUUUUUCAUGCUGUGAAUUAUUCACCGCACCGUUAAAUUUUGCUUAUAUAAGUGAAAGUUAAGGUUAGAAUGUAAUUGACGGUCGAGAAGGUAGUUACCGUGUGUAACAGAUGGCCUCGGUGAUGCUAUUUUGUCUUUUUUAUGCUAAUAUAUAUGUUCAGCUAUCCGUAUUCAUAGUGAUACUAUUCUCACAUCUUCUCUUUUAUAAUGCUAUAAUAUGCUGUUCAUGCUCAUAUUUUUGUUCAGCUAUCCUCUGGUUUUACUUCCAUAGUUGUUGGAUUAAUGGGAUGAGAUAUUUUUGUAUGUAAUUGUUGCAAUUCAUGUGUCAAUAUUUUUUUUCGUGCAUUCACACCAUAUCAGGUACAAUUUACCUACAAGUAUGUCUUUUGUAUCACUGAUUAGUUUAACAAUGUUUUUGUUUAGAAAUGGCUGACAAUAGCAUUUUCUAAACCCCCCUGACAAAGACCACAAUGUCUGAAGAGGCUGGGCAGAUGAUGCUGGUUUAUGACGAUCCCUCAGAUCAGAGGUCCAUAUCACCUGAUGAAGCAAGCAGCUCCGAGGAAUCUCCAGAUGAGACCAGACUGUCCUUGGAGACAACAAAUGAUGCAAUUCCAUAUAUUGGUCAAAGAUUUGUAACUCAUGAUGCUGCUUAUGAGUUCUAUAGUGAAUUUGCAAAGCGCUGUGGGUUUUCAAUCAGGCGCCACCGAACAGAGGGCAAGGAUGGCGUUGGGAAAGGUCUCACAAGGCGUUACUUUGUGUGCCAUCGUGCAGGAAAUACUCCCACCAAAAAUUCAAAUGACAGUAAACCACAAAGAAACAGAAAAUCUUCUCGGUGUGGAUGCCAAGCAUACAUGCGUAUAAGCAAGUCAACUGAAUUAGGAGUACCUGAAUGGCGAGUCACUGGAUUUGCAAAUCACCACAACCAUGAACUUCUUGAACCAAAUCAAGUGCGUUUUCUUCCUGCAUAUCGCACAAUUUCGGAAUCUGACAAGAACCGAAUUCUCAUGUUUGCCAAGACUGGAAUCUCAGUGCAACAAAUGAUGAGGCUGCUUGAACUUGAAAAAUGCAUUGAGCCUGGAUAUCUUCCAUUUACUGAGAAAGAUGUGCGGAAUUUGCUACAGUCUUUCAGAAAAGUAGACCCUGAGGAUGAGAGCAUAGAUUUACUUAAAAUGUGCAGAAAUAUUAGGGAUAAAGAUCCCAAUUUUAAAUUUGAGUUUACACUUGAUUCUAGUGGGAGAUUGGAGAAUAUCGCUUGGUCAUAUGCCUCAUCUAUCCAGUCAUAUGAAAUUUUUGGUGAUGCUGUGGUCUUUGAUACAACACAUCGAUUGGCUGCUUUUGACAUGCCUCUUGGAAUAUGGGUAGGAAUGAACAAUUAUGGUAUGCCCUGCUUCUUUGGCUGCGUACUUCUUCGUGAGGAAAAUUUGAGGUCAUUCUCCUGGGCGUUGAAGGCUUUCUUAGGAUUUAUGAAUGGGAAAGCUCCCCAAACAAUAUUGACCGACCAAAAUAUGUGCCUAAAAGAAGCAAUAGGAAUGGAGAUGCCAACCACCAAACAUGCACUUUGCAUAUGGCUUACUGUGGCGAAAUUCCCUUCAUGGUUCAAUGCUGUUCUUGGGGAACGGUAUAAUGACUGGAAGGCUGAGUUCUAUCGACUCUAUAACCUGGAAACCAUUGAAGAUUUUGAACUGGGUUGGAGAGAUAUGGUGAAUUCUUUCGGUCUGCACACAAACAGGCAUAUAGCUAGUUUGUAUGCCUUGCGACAUCUUUGGGCGCUUCCAUACUUGAGAAGCCACUUUUUUGCAGGAUUGACAACUCCCGGCCAGUCAAAAUCAAUAAAUGCUUUUAUUCAACGGUUUUUAAGUGCCCAGACUCGACUUGCACAGUUCGUAGAACAAGUAGCUGUAGCUGUGGAUUUUAAGGAUCAAGCUGGAGAGCAACAGACGAUGCAGCAAAAUAUCCAAAACAUUAGCCUGAAAACAGGAGCUCCAAUGGAAUCACAUGCUGCCUCAGUUCUCACACCUUUUGCUUUCUCGAAGCUACAAGAGCAACUUGUUAUGGCUGCCCAUUACGCGUCAUAUCAGAUGGAAGACUGUUUCCUUGUCAGGCACCAUACAAAGCUCGAAGGAGGUCGAAAAGUGUAUUGGGUUCCACGGGAAGGGAUCAUCAGUUGCAGCUGCCACCAAUUCGAGUUCUCUGGAAUCCUCUGUAGGCAUGCUCUCCGAGUUCUAUCAACUGGGAAUUGCUUCCAAAUUCCAGAAAGGUAUCUGCCCCUACGUUGGCGGCGAAGCAUGCCUCUCAACAGAUAUCUUCACGCUCCCCGGAACGAUCAUGCGGAGAGGAUGCAGCAGUUGCAGAGCAUGGUAUCAAGUCUUGUAACAGAAUCUGCGAAAUCGAAAGAACGGUUAGAUCUGGCAACUGAGCAUGUGUCUGUUCUUCUAUCUCGAAUUAGGGAACAGCCAGUUUCGAGUCUGAGUAUGAGAGAACUCUCUUCCACACAUCGAACACUUACUUAAAAGAAGAUAUGGAGUAUAUGGCAACGGAACAAAGGUCCAUUCCUAGAAAACUUUGUAGAGUAUUAUCAAUCGCACUCACUAGUCAUUGUAAAAGGCUUAGAACUGCCCGUGAGUUCAUCGCAUUUCUUAAAAGAAAUGAUGCUCAUUUUUCUCGGCUAGAAUUCCGGAUGUGGAGAUAAUAUACUAAGACUGCAUGUCGGCUUGUGGUUGGUUUCGGUUGAUUGAAACGAAACCAUUUUCAGGUUUCGAUUAAA